Messenger RNA from Drosophila takahashii, 1093 nucleotides. RefSeq names its product translocase of outer mitochondrial membrane 22 homolog mge (gene mge). Lineage: Eukaryota; Metazoa; Arthropoda; Insecta; Diptera; Drosophilidae. Gene Ontology annotation, cellular component: mitochondrial outer membrane. The record is from RefSeq and is a predicted model, not a curated record. Gene Ontology annotation, biological process: intracellular protein transport.
UUGACUCCGCGGUCACACUGCUCACGAGGAGUAAAUUUUUAUAAAAAUCAAUUUUACCGAAAUUUUAAGCGACCGCGAACGAAAAUUCCGCCAAAGCUCAAUUAAAUGCCAGUGCGAACUGCAUUUUGCGAGCGAUUUCGGUGACCAGAUAUUUGGGUGUUCCGUUGAAGGGUUGCUAGCGAGCAGAAACCCACGAUUUCCGACCGUGUGCGUUGAUUUAAAGCCGCAAAAGUGGAUACCGAAACAGUGAAAAUCGAGGAUUUGAUGGACUCUGAUCCUGAAAUCGAGUUCAUUGAAAAGGACAGCGGGAUGUCGUCGUUGGGCGGCAGCAAGGACGAGACGCCCGAGCGGCGGGCAGUGGCCGCCACUUCAAAUGAGCCACAAGGCGAGAACUACGAUGAUGAACCCGAUGAGACGGCGUCCGAGCGCUUCUGGGGCCUCACAGAGAUGUUCCCGGAGCCACUGAGGAAUGCGGUGGGUGCCGUGAGCAGCGCCACGGUGAACGGCGUCAAGGGCUUCUACACGUUCUCGUGCAACGCCAGCUGGAUAUUCUUCACCAGCUCGGUCAUCCUGUUCGCCCCGGUGAUCUUCGAGACGGAGCGCGCCCAGAUGGAGGAGCUGCAGAAGUCGCAGCAGAAGCAGGUGCUCCUGGGACCCGGCAGCGCGAUGGGUCCCGGCGGCUCCUCGCCCAGCUUACCCUUGAUUCGUUAACCUACCACAUACGCAUAUUAGCUCUACGAUAACCGGCAGCGGAAAUCCGGAAAUUGCCACACGUUAGCUUAAGUUUGUCGAUACCAAUCAAUCCCAGUCGAAAUCGAGAGAAGAGACGGAGGACGUCUGUGAAUAGCCGAAGUAAUAGCACCAGCGAUUUCCUUAUCCAAAUGCCACUCCAUUCAUAGACCAGCAUUUACGCAUCCACACACAAUCGGAACUACCGGCAAUUAAAAGAAAAAGCAGACGUCCUCUUCGAUCGAAACGAACAGUUGCAAAACUUCAGAUAGGUGUUAGCAUUGUAGUUGGCGUACAGUGUAUAAACAAAGCAACCACUACGGUUUAAACCAAUUAAUAAAACUACGUUUAUUAAUAGUUAAAA